Brienomyrus brachyistius is the source of this 11344-nucleotide messenger RNA. Its product is annotated as pecanex-like protein 3. NCBI's taxonomy places the organism in Eukaryota, Metazoa, Chordata, Actinopteri, Osteoglossiformes, Mormyridae. The record is from RefSeq and is a predicted model, not a curated record. Gene Ontology annotation, cellular component: membrane. The transcript is spliced from 36 exons. The coding region runs from base 2100 to 9092 and encodes 2330 amino acids.
AACGCCACGAGCGAUGGCCACAAGCACCAAUCGCGAAAGGAAUUUCGUAGCGUUUAACUUUGGGGUCAGGGUCUCAGUCUGUUACGAUGCAGCCAAUCAGAUUCGCUAAAUUCCUGACAGAGGUAAGCUGUGUCCAAUCGGAUUGUAAUAUCAGGUUUUCUUCCUGUAGGGGGGCAUUUGCUACCUGUGUGAAUGGGCGAGUUCGAAAGGAGGAGUUUGUGGGGUGAGAGAGAAACUGUAUUUUUCCCCAGGAAUUAAAACAAACAUGUUUUUCUUAAGAAAAAAAGGGCCGAGUAGAAUGUAGUUAAAGGGCAAUGACGCUUCUAUGCGUGUUUCUUACGCCUCUCUCUUUACGGAGAACGAAACGCCUGCGCCGGUGCCCCCGUUUUUGGAUGGAAAAGGCCGACGGAGAGCAGGAUGACUGAGAGCUAGGCGCCGCUGGCGGUCCGAGGAGAAGCGGCGGAAAAAGCGGAGAAGGGGCCGCCGCAGAGCGCCUGACGCGGAAGGAGAGCCGCGCGGGCUCCGGUCGGUACAGGACGCGCCGCCGCGCUGCGGCCGCGCCGCCUAAGUUAAGGCGCUCCCGCACGGGGCCUAGCUGCCUGGCGGCUAAGCCAGAGACAGUAGUCGGUGGUUUCGUUUGGUUUUGUUUUUAUUUGGUAGCCGAAGCUCGGAUAGCCUUCGGCCGGUGCUUAGGCGUCCGCUCCACCGGCUUGUCGGCGUAUCCAGCACUGUGCCUGGGCUUUCCCCACCCAAACGGCUGGUAAGACCAUGUCGGAGUGUCGGCGAGCCGUCGGGAAUUAGGUAGGGAGCUGCGUUUAGGGAGCAGAAAGCUGCAUGUAGCUGCCUGAGUCCGCUGGCCGAGCUAGCCGAAUACCCUUAUCAGGGCGGCGGGGCUGCCGGCAACCCCCUGGUUUGUUAUCGGAUGCGUGGGUGCCCAAGGCUGACUGCUCGUGUAGGAUACAUCCCCAGGAGGGUCUGUGUUAAAUGCAGCUAGCCAAAGCAACAAUAAAACAAGCCCACCCUCUCUCAAAAAUCCGGAUUUCUGUCUUGGUAGCACCAAUAAUAAGGGCAUGUUGAGUUAAGUAGAACCAUGGCAGUAGAGAUUAUCAAAGAUUUAGCUUGUAAAUAUGAGGAACCGAAAUCCUCGUGUCCCCUAAAGGGUAUCCAUAAUUAAUCAGGUAAAUAUCGCCCAGCGUUAACUUUUGAUACUUCAUUGAUAGUAGCUAACAUAUCUGGUUCAAAAACACAAGCAAAGGUUUACAUUUUUUUUCCCAUUAGAUCUGUAUUUUUGUGGCUGUUUCUCAGGGUUAUAAAGUCGCAGACCCAUUCAUGGUUCAUGUUCGUUUAACGUUCUUGUUUAUGCUUGAUUUUAAUGGACGUUUGUAUUUGGGUAAACAAAGUUUGACUAGUUAACUGGCACAGUAAGUUAGAGGGCCAAAAGUUCUACGGGGUGUUAUAAUCUAUCAUUGCUGCUUUCUGUCAGGACGUGCAAUGGUAUUUGGCUGAUUACAUGUUUAGUUAUUCCAAGCAAUAAAUUAAAAAGCCAUUAUUGAUGCAUUAAUAUUUAUAUAAAGAUAAAGUGAUUCUGGAAGGAUCAGAGAUCCUCUACUCUCAUUACUAAAGCCACAAUAUGAUCUACAGCAGUUGUACAUUGAUAGUUUGAAGGAUAGGUAUUAUUCUUUAUUAUUAUUUAUUGAGGUGUAUUAUCUUAACGUGCUGGGAAAUAGAAGAAACCAAACUUUUUUUUCCCCCCUUUGCCGAUGAAUGUUUUUAUUUUCUCCUUGAGUCACCAGUGUGCCAAAUUAUUGCCCAGAUAAUAAGCGAGAGGCUUUGUGUUUUGAAGAAUAGCCCAGUGGAAUUGCCAUACCUGCUGGAAAAGGACAUGUGAGUUUUUUCCUGCGUGACAACUGCAGGAAACCCGUGGAGUGUUUUUCUUGGACGAGCCUGCCCCCCCCCUCCCACCCCUCUCAAAAGCCUGCCAGUGGUUUUUAUGGAGCACCAGGCACUGUCGGGCCACAGGAAGGGGCAACACUGACCAGCAAGAGGUGGCCUUUCAGGAGUGAGGGGUCUGGACCCUCGCUCGCUUUCUAGAAGGAACGAUGGGCUCUCAAGCGCUUCAGAUACUGCGUCAGGGGGUUUGGGCAUCACUUACAGGGGGCUGGUAUGUGGACCCACAUCAGAGUACCUUCUCCAACUGCUUUCACCUCUACCUCUGGAUCUUUCUCUUGACGUUCCCGUUCCUCCUCUACAUGGCACUGCCACCCAGUCUAGUUGUGGCCGGGGUCUAUUGCCUGGUUGUGGCCGCCUUCUUCACAGCCAUCAAGACAGUGAACUUCCGUCUGCACGCCAUGUUCGACCUGGGGGAGAUAGUAGAGAAGCGACAGGCCUCCCUGACAGCAGAGGGUGCCCGAGCGGAUGAUGGAGAUGAGGGCACCGCUGGCCCCGACAGGAACCAGCACAGGGACAGUGCGGCCGGCGUUGAAAUGACGGUGUUCCGGAAGGUCAACUCGACCCCUCCUGUCCGAUGCAGCUCCCAGCACUCUCUUUUUGGGUUAAACCAAGUCUCGGAAUUUCUGCCCCAGCUUGAUGACACCGGAGGCUCCAAAGACCUCAAGGAGUUGGUGCGAGAGCACGGCCAUAGUGCCAUUGUCACCGCGGCGCAUAGAGACCUGCUCCGGCAUGGGUCCCAGGACACAGUCCGCGCUGCUGGAGUGGUCCAGUCCUGCCUGGUCGCCACCCUGGGGGGCGAGUUCCCCGGCCUAAUGGGCCCGAAUGGGGUGGUGCCGGGCAGCUUCGUCGGUCCCCUGUCCGGAGAAUGUCCCUCCAUCCCCCCAUCACCCUCCAGCCAAGAGGAGGGAGAGGACAAGGAGCGGGAGGAGGACGAAGCGGAGCAGUUGGCGGAUCGCAUGUCCAAAAGGAGUCCUGAAGAGGAGGGGGCGGGAGGUUACUCGCCGCUGGGGCCCUCGGCAGAGUCUGGGAGCCUGGGCGACGCCCCGCUCAGUCCUCUACUGAAGAGUAGCCUGAGUGAGGAGCUGAGUGAGAACCUUCUGGGCUUGGGGCUCCACCCGGGCCCUUUCGCCCCCGACCGGGAGACCCUGAGCACGGUGAGCAGCUACCGCAGUGAGAAGACCGAUUCCACGCAGCUGGAGAGCCCGUCCCUGAGUCUGAGCCGGUCUGCACCGCUGGGCGCUGCUUUGGCCGUCGAGGGCCCCCUGCCGGGCUCCGGCGCCCCGGUGGGCAUGGAGGGCCCGGCGCUGCACGGCGGCAGCGACACCGACGACCUCUCCGACAGCGAACUAUUGCGCUCCCCUUCCAAAGACCCCUCGCUGGGGCAGGGCCUGGACCGCACACUGGUGGAAGGCGACGACCUGCCCUGCCUGCCCCAGGAGCUCACGCAGCCCGUGCCCCUGCAAGACUCCUCGCCCUCCAGCAGCGGGCGCUCCGACGCCUGCGACCUGGAGCGGGGAGUUUCCCUGCCCCCCCUACCGCCGCCCCGGCAGGCUAGCUCGGUGCCAGCGGGCCUGGCUCUGGGACUGGGCUGCUCGGAGCCCGCCCUGCCCAUAACUCCCCCUCCCUUCCUGCUGUCCACCCAAGUACCCCUGCAGACACAGCAAGUGGUUCGCCCCAAAGACCUGAAGCAGUUACGGGCAGCCGGGGUGGGCGGUGGGGGCGGCGCGCUGCACCGGCCUGGCCGCCGGAAAGCGCCGCGCAAGCGGGGCGGAGCGGGCAGCGGCAGCUUCGAUUCGGGUUCCUACCGCCGACAGCACGGGCGGGGGCAGCACGGGCGGGGGCAGCACAGGGACUACAUCCCCGUACGCAGCCGUCUGGGCCCCAAGGCGUACAGCGAGAGCCUGUUCGAGGACUCCACCGACGAGGACGACGACGGCAGCGAGGGCAGCGACCUGAGUGCCGGCUCCAGCCUGGGCUCGCAGCGCCGCUACAGCUCCGACGACGACUCCAGCUCCUCCACCUCCUGCUACUCCCCAGACUCCGCUACCGCGGGCCUCCCAGCCCCGCCCACCCUUUGCACUCAGCUGUCCAGUCCCGGUGAAGGGGAGGUCGCCGAUUCGAUUGGCUCCUCCCACUCCCGGGCGGCCCAGAGGUCGGCCAGCACAGCGAGCGCGAAGACGCACGCCAGGGUGCUCAGCAUGGACGGUGCCGGCGGGGGUCACUCCAGCUCCGGAGUCCUUCCCCCAGCCGCCCUGCCUCUGCCUCCGUCCGUCCCCCCCGCCCAGCGUCCGCUCACCCUUUCCAAGUCCGACCUGGAGGCACGCACGGUCCAUUUGGACGGGUUCCCUGGGGUCCAUCAUCGCCUGGAAGCCAUCGAAGGUUCCUGGGCCGGUAAUCAGACUGGCUGGCGGGCGGCCGACCUGCUGGAGGAAGGAGCCAUCGGAGGAGCCCUGGCUCCCGAGGACAGCGGCAAGCGGGACGCCGUCAGCAGCAUGAAGAGGGCGCAGGCCAUCCGCAGGCGACACAACGCGGGCAGCAACCCCACGCCCCCGCCCUCCGCCAUGGGCUCCCCCCCGAGGGCACUGUUUUCCAAUCCCGUCGUCAGGGAGCUCAGGCGCUCCGCGUUUCUGCUCCGCCCCAACUGUCAAUGCAUCCGAUCGAGGUUUUCGGUGUUUAAGAUCGGCAGGGAGAGCUCAGAAACGCGCUCUGUCCGGGAGCCCCGGCGGAUUGGGUCGGGCAACACUUACAGGGCAGGGCAGACUGACUCGCGAGUUUGUACUUACAGCCUGCAGGACCUCCGGCGGGCUCGCACCUCCUCCCGCUCCCGGACACUCACCCUGCCCUCCGCACUCCAGUUUGCCUCCUCCCUCCUCCUGCCGCGUGGGGGGGUCCACGAGGCCUCCACCUUCGACGACACAUCCGAGGGGGCCGUGCACUACUUCUAUGACGAGAGCGGAGUGAAGAGGUCUUACACUUUUGGCCCUGCUGGAGGCGGAUAUGAGGACCCAGUGCAGGAGCGGGACAGACAGUCCCAGUCCUCAAGCUUCACUUCCACAGAUGUCCAGGAGGGGGCGCCAGUGCUCUCCAUGCUGCAGCCGCGACCUGUCGUCCUGCAAGGGAUGCAGGUCCGCAGGGUGCCGCUGGAAAUCCCAGAGUUUGACCUGGACCACGAGUCACUGCACGAGUCUCAGGAGAACACGCUCAUGAUCGAGGAGAAGGCCAAGCCCAAACAGUACUACCGCUUCUGGGUGCUGCCGGGGAAGUGGCUGCGGGUUCGCUAUGACCGCCUGGCCCUCCUCGCGCUAUUGGACAGGAACCGCCGCCUGGCGGAGAACGUGUUCGCCGUGGUGCUGUCCAGCCUGGUGGCCUUCCUAGGUUUCCUCCUGCUUCUGCAGGGCUUUUUCAGGGACAUCUGGGUCUUCCAGUUCUGCUUGGUCAUCGCCAGCUGCCAGUACUCCUUGCUGAAGAGUGUGCAGCCCGACGCAGCCUCGCCUAUGCAUGGACAUAACUGGAUCAUCGUGUACAGCCGCCCGGUGUAUUUCUGCUUUUGCUGCAUCCUCAUCUGGCUCUUCGACCUGGGGGGCAACUCCGGGCCCCUGCAGUCCUUCACCCUCUAUGGCGUCACCUUCUUCUCGGGCCCCUUCCUGCUCUGUGCCCGGGACGUGCUCAUAGUGUUCACCCUCUGCUUCCCCGUGGUAUUCCUGUUCGGGCUCCUACCUCAGGUGAACACAUUCCUGAUGUGUCUGCUGGAGCAGACGGACAUGCACGUCUUCGGAGGCACCGCCACGACCAGCCCCCUGUCGUCCCUGUACAGCCUGUCCCGCAGCCUGCUGGUGGCUGCGCUCCUCUACGGAUUCUGCCUGGGCGCCAUAAACGCGCCCUGGGAGGAGCCACACGUGCCGGUGCUGUUCUCCGUCUUCUGUGGCCUGAUCGUGGCCCUGUCCUACCACCUCAGCCGGCAGAGCAGUGAUCCCACCGUGCUCUGGUCCCUCAUCCGCUCCCGUUUUUUUCCUGAGCUGGAGAGCCGCAGUCCGGAGGAGCCCCCCCAAGAGAUUAAGGACCCCCUCCCGGAGAAGCUGCGUGCGUCUGUGAGGGAGACCCUUCAUUCUGACCUGGUCAUGUGCCCCCUCAUGGCCAUCAUCACAUUCGCCAUUAGUGCCAGCACCGUCUUCAUUGCAUUGCAGCCCGCCCUCAGCAUCGUCCUCUACUUCGUGGCCGGGGUUGUGGGCUUCCUGACCCAUUACCUGCUGCCGCAGCUCCGCAAACAGCUGCCCUGGUUCUGUUUGGCCCACCCGGUACUGCGCUCGCGGGAGUACAGCCAGUUCGAGGUCCGGGAGGCUGCCCAGCUGAUGUGGUUCGAGAAGCUGUACGCCUGGCUGCAGUGCGCGGAGAAGUUCGCCAUCUACCCGGCCGUCGUGCUCAACUUCCUGACCACAGAGGCGCAGCGGGCCAGUUCGCACACGGACCAGUUCUGCUGCAUUUACACCCAUGCCCUCUUCAUCUCCGUGGCCGGCAUGAAGCUGCUGCGCUCCUCCUUCUGCACGCCGUCCCAGCAGUACGUCACCCUCUGCUUCACCGCCCUCUUCUUCCACUUCGACUACCCGGCCUUCUCAGAGACCCGCCUGCUCGACUACUACUUCAUGUCCAUCCUCUUCAGUAAGCUGUGGGACCUCCUGUACAAGCUGCGAUUCGUGCUCACCUACAUCGCGCCUUGGCAGAUAACCUGGGGCUCCGCCUUCCACGCCUUCGCACAGCCCUUCGCCGUGCCUCACUCGGCCAUGCUCUUCAUCCAGGCCAUGUUCUCCGCCUUCUUCUCCACCCCUCUGAAUCCCGUGCUGGGCAGUGCCGUCUUUGUCACCUCCUACACCAGGCCCGUCAAGUUCUGGGAACGCGACUAUAACACUAAGCGGGUGGAUCAUUCGAACACACGCCUGGCCACUCAGCUGGAUCGCAAUCCAGGUGCGGACGACAACAACCUGAACUCCAUCUUCUACGAGCACCUGACCCGCUCGCUUCAGCACAGCCUGUGCGGUGACCUCCUCCUCGGCCGCUGGGGGAACUACAGCACAGGCGACUGCUUCAUCCUGGCCUCUGACUACCUCAACGCCCUGGUGCACAUCAUCGAGAUCGGCAACGGGCUCGUCACCUUCCAACUGAGGGGCCUCGAAUUCCGGGGGACGUACUGCCAACAGCGGGAGGUGGAGGCCAUCACGGAGGGCGUGGAGGAGGACGAGGGCUGCUGCUGCUGCGAGCCGGGCCACCUGCCGCACCUGCUCUCCUUCAACGCGGCCUUCAGCCAGCGCUGGCUGGCCUGGGAGGUGGCCGCCACCAAGUACGUGCUCGAGGGCUACAGCAUCAGCGACAACAACGCCGCCUCAAUGCUGCAGGUGUUCGACCUGCGCAAGAUACUCAUCACCUACUACGUGAAGAGCAUCAUCUACUACGUGAGCCGUUCGGCCAAACUGGAGGAGUGGCUGGCCAGCGAGUCUGUGCUGGAAGCCCUGAGGCCUUGUCAAGCCCCCGGCUACGUGGACAGCGAUCCCACUUUCAACCUGAACAUCGACGAGGACUACGACCACCGUGCGGCCGGAAUCACGCUGACCGCCUUCUGUUCCGUCUACCUGGACUGGAUCCAGUACUGCAACAGCCGAAGGGCGACGCCCGUGGACGGCGAGAAGGAGUCCCCUCUGGUCACCCUCUGCUUCGGGCUGUGCAUCCUGGGACGCCGGGCAUUGGGGACAGCCUCCCACAGCAUGUCGGCCAGCCUGGAACCCUUCCUCUACGGCCUCCAUGCUCUCUUCAAGGGCGACUUCCGCAUAACCUCUCCCAGGGACGAGUGGGUGUUUGCCGAUAUGGACCUGCUGAACAGGGUCGUGGCACCGGGCGUGAGGAUGUCUCUGAAGCUGCACCAGGACCACUUCACGUCUCCUGACGAGUACGAGGACCCCGUGGUGCUGUACGAUGCCAUCACAGCCAACGAGGAGAAGAUGCUGAUUUCCCACGAGGGCGACCCCGUGUGGCGAGGCGCUAUCCUGGCCAACAUGCCCUCGCUGCUGGCCCUCAGGCACGUCAUGGAUGACGGCAGCGACGAGUACAAGAUCAUCAUGCUCAACAAGAGGUUCCUCAGCUUCCGGGUCAUCAAGGUGAACAGGGAGUGUGUGCGUGGCCUGUGGGCGGGGCAGCAGCAGGAGCUGGUCUUCCUGCGCAACCGCAACCCGGAGCGCGGCAGCAUCCAGAACGCCAAGCAGGCCCUGCGCAACAUGAUCAACUCGUCCUGCGACCAGCCCAUCGGAUACCCCAUCUACGUGUCGCCACUGACCACGUCCUACGCCGGCUGCCACGCCCAGCUGCGCAGCGUCUGGGGGGGGCCAGUCAGUCCCCGCAACAUCUACACGUGGUUCAUCAGCAGCUGGGACAGGCUGCAGAAGGGAUGCGGGGCCGGAUGCAACAGCGGGGGCAACAUUGAGGAUUCUGACUGCGGUGGCGGCUCCAGCUCCAUCGGCAACAACCCAGCCCCACACCCCCCCCAGGGCGCGGCGACACAGACCACAGGGGCGUCCACAAUCCCCCAUUCGCACCUGACCACCAUCCAGCCGCCCCUGGGAAGCGACAACCUGCCUGCAACCAGCUGGCCGCACCACCCUCAACCACUCCCCCUGGCCCUGCUCAGCCAAUCGGAGGCCAGGAGGGAGGCGGGCCUGGCGCCCUCGCUGCACCGCACCUCCUCCGUCCAGGGACUGCUGGGUCAGCCCCUGUCCAGCUCCCAGCUCUCCUUCAGCGGCACGGAGCGCCUCUGUGCAGGCACCACACAGGACUGCCCCGGGCACUACCCGCAGCGAGGACCCCAGAGGGCCGUGCUGAGCCUGGGGCUGAGUGGCGGGGGCCUACCCUACGAGGUCCUGUAUGGGAAAUUGGGCCUUUCGGGGAGAAAGGGCUUUAAUGGGUGUGCAGCCGGAGAAAUAGAUGGGCCUCAGCCAAUAAGAACCCAGCCUGCUCCUUCCAUCCCUUCACCUGAAGUAGGGGCCUCCCCAGAUCCGAUGGGGGCGCCCUUGUCCGGCGAGACCACCCCCCGGAGCACAGGGGACGGCUCCACGUCCCACGACGGCUCCACAGAACUGCCUUUACUGGAGCACCUGCGCUGACUCGCCUGCCGAGAUGCGGAGACUCGCAGCCAAAGCUAACCCGCCCGACUGCCCGUCUCGCUGCCGCAGGUCCGGUCGCGUCUGCCGGCUCCCAGCCUGGCUUCCCAAAGUCAUUCCAGUGAGCUUCGGAUCCGAGCGAGCGAGGACAACGGGGGGUACCUCGGUAUCCCGACGACGACCCAUGACUUCCCGAUUCUGUUACCCUGCAAUACUGGAAGCACAUCAGCCUCACCGGAGCUCGUGUCCACGAGUGUCUGCUGCUUCUGCUUAUCCCGCCCAGAACCCUGGAGUUGGACCCAUCUCUCCAAAUCUUCAGCAUCCAAAUUUUUGUCUACAGCUUAGAGAGGAUCCAGUGUUUAACGCCAGUGCAGUCGCGUGUGUGGGCGUGUGUGGUCUCGACCGGCCGUUUCCUUGACGCUUCCCUGUCCAGUAUUCAAGCAGCCAGCAGAAACGCAAAUGCAAGGGAAGUCUGCUGCUCCUCUGCGACUCCUGUGCUCGUACCUCCCGCCCACGCUCGUUCUUGCCUGUUCUUCAUGCACAGGGUACAGAGCACGGCGCUCUAGGUACCUGUGGCGGGUGGCACUUGGAAUCGCCGCGACGCGGAGGAGGACAGAGGAUCGGCGGGGGGGGGGGGGCGGGGUUCUCACGGGACUGCCGGACAUUUCAGAUGCUACGUUUCCAGAGACGCGAGGCUGGAAUCACACGUUCCACACAUUCCAGGAAGACUGGCUGUUACUUUGUCGUUACUGCUUGAGCCGGGAGCCCCCCCUCGUGCGCCGGCCUGUACCCACACCGUUACCAGCCAGUACACCCAUCGCCAAGACCGUUCUGCCAGCUUCUGAGCUUCAGGGAUUCCUCUCUUUCUCUCUCUCUCGUUUCCCCUCCUGCGUUUGCCACCUCCUGAGUGUCCUGGAUGUCAGCGUCCCGCCACCCUCGGGGUUAUCGCGUCUGUCAUGCGUUUACAGCCUCGCGCCGCUGGGGCAGCCGGGGACCACGAUGCAGCCGCGCAGGCAGAGACUAAGAGAGUUCCUGACAUCACCACAGAUAUGCAGUAGUUGCGCUGUUGCCGGUGCUGGCUGUCACUGCAGCAUGUUCGAUAGUUUUAUUUCUGUAUUAGUUUUUUUCUUUUUAUUAAAAAUAUAUAUAUGGUUGAAAAAGGAUGUUUUACCAGAGGACUUGUUUACUUCUAGAUUUUGAGGCUGAGGUGUGGCAGAGGGAUCAUCCUGUCCUCUGAUUGGCUCGCCUCUUUUUGUGGGCGGGACCCAGACCAUGCCCCUCGUGGCUGUAGAGUGCAAUAGCUGGCCCAGAGCUUUGCUUCGCUUUUGCUCUGGAGAAGCAGACGCCUAUCCUACGGCUAAUUAAUGCUACUAGAUCUUCUGCAACUACUCAUAUAACUACUGUUCCAAGUACUUUUACCUCCAGUGUUUUAGCUGGAAGCACAUGAGAAUAAAGGUGUUGGGUAUGGGGGGGGUGGAGAAGUUUUGACGUAUUUAUUUGGUGACUGGUCUAGCUUGGGGGUGCAAGCUAAGGGUUGGUUCACUCGUGUUGUUGACGUGUUUGAGGGAAGAGGACUUUCUGCAUAUCAGCCACACAGCAGUGUUGGUAAAGUAACUUUACCUUCGCAUAUCAAGUGUUAACUGUAGUUUUCUCGCCCCUCGGUAUAACUGGAACUGUGGCAUAGGUAAGCCACUGUUAUUCUGGUGCUGCUGUUUUGGUGAGGUUCCGUGUUCCGAUCUCAAUCUAGCCUCACUCUUCCCUCGAAGUUAAUCACGUUUUAGGAUUUCGGUGGGGUCUUUUGGAAGGUGCUUGUUUGUCCUUUGGGGUGUAGCGUGUUGAGGGAUGUGUGUGUCUUGUGUAGGAGGAGAUCGCACGUGGUCCUUUGCGUUGGAGACCGUGUCUGCUGCAGAAAGCCGACCCGUGUGGAGAUGGACUCGUGGCCGGUGGGCCUGGAUCACGUAAGGUGAAGGAGACCCGGCUGUGACGGAGCAGGUUUUAUGGGGUUAUAGCACAUAUGAUAAAAUCACUCCAUUUAGAGGCAUCUUUAAGUGACUCUUAAUUUGAAAUGGAUUUGUCUUGGAUUUUGCAAUCUCUUCUGUCAUCAGCUCCUCAUUUGAUUAAGGAAGCGUCUAAUUUCUCUAUCUGGCAUUUGUUUCGUCGGCCCGGGCCCGGACUAUUCACAAUACAUCCUCGUUCUGGAUGAUUCUCAGUGGGUGAUGAUGGCUGCCUCAUAUGGGGGGGGGCACUGCCUCAGA